Homo sapiens (human) is the source of this 4185-nucleotide messenger RNA. RefSeq names its product GTPase, IMAP family member 8 (gene GIMAP8). Gene Ontology annotation, cellular component: mitochondrion; endoplasmic reticulum; Golgi apparatus. Lineage: Eukaryota; Metazoa; Chordata; Mammalia; Primates; Hominidae. The record is from RefSeq and is marked reviewed. The transcript is spliced from 5 exons. Gene Ontology annotation, molecular function: GTP binding. Bases 575 to 2572 code for a protein of 665 amino acids.
GGCUUUGCUCAGAGCUUGUAGCGGCGCCACAAUCUCUGUCCUCUCAGGAACAGGAACUGGCUUGACGUCCUUUUCCUGCCCUAUCCAAGCCCCUGUUCUUGCAGCCCUUCUGAAGCUCAGCCUGGCACCGGCCCCGGCGCCCCAGCCCCUGGCCAAGCCUCUGCUGUCAUUUCUCCUCCCUCCUCUCAGUCUGCAGCUGCGGGACGGGCCGGGCUCCUCAGUUUCUGCUGUGUUGUGACCCCACGAGGCGCUCAGCACCCAGGGAAGGCGCGUGUGUCCCCGAUGCUGGCUCCUCCCUGAGCCCCGACGGCUCUCGAGGUUCUGAGCCUGUGGCCUGCACAGGGAACUUCCUCUCCGACUGCAUUUAUGCCUCUGUGGAUGUGAAGGCUAUUUCUAGAAAUCUCUUCCUUUGCAGAAACACCCGAAACCCUCCUGCCAGGAAGACCAGGGCCUGGGAAGAGGGUCGCUCUCCGGCCAUUCUCCCCUCACCCUCCUCACCUUCCUCACAUCCUGUGCCCUGGGGGACCAGCAGCUGCUUCCACCCAGAACAAGCGGGAGCCUGUGUCAGGAAAGCAUGUCAGAGCAGAGCUGCCAGAUGUCCGAACUGCGGCUCCUCCUCCUGGGAAAAUGCCGCUCGGGAAAAAGUGCCACAGGAAAUGCCAUUCUGGGCAAACAUGUGUUCAAGUCCAAGUUCAGUGAUCAGACAGUGAUCAAAAUGUGCCAGAGAGAGAGUUGGGUCCUGAGAGAAAGGAAGGUUGUGGUAAUUGACACCCCUGACCUUUUCUCCUCAAUAGCUUGUGCUGAAGACAAGCAACGCAACAUCCAACACUGCUUGGAGCUCUCUGCUCCCAGCCUCCAUGCUCUGCUCUUGGUAAUUGCCAUCGGCCAUUUCACAAGGGAGGAUGAGGAAACAGCCAAGGGCAUCCAACAAGUGUUUGGAGCUGAAGCCAGGAGGCACAUCAUUAUUGUCUUCACUCGGAAGGAUGAUUUGGGGGAUGACUUGCUGCAAGAUUUCAUUGAAAAAAACAAACCUCUCAAGCAGUUGGUUCAAGACUAUGAGGGCCGAUACUGCAUUUUCAACAACAAGACCAAUAGUAAGGAUGAGCAGAUCACCCAGGUGUUGGAGCUCCUUCGCAAGGUUGAGUCUUUGGUGAAUACGAACGGAGGACCCUAUCAUGUGAACUUCAAAACUGAAGGCAGCAGGUUUCAAGAUUGUGUGAAUGAAGCUGCAUCUCAAGAGGGAGACAAGCCACAGGGCCCAAGGGAAAGGCAGCUGCAGUCCACAGGACCCGAGCAGAAUCCGGGGACAUCAGAACUGACAGUCCUCCUUGUGGGGAAACGCGGUGCUGGAAAAAGUGCAGCAGGAAACAGCAUUCUGGGGAGGCAGGCCUUUCAGACCGGAUUUAGUGAGCAGUCAGUAACCCAGAGCUUCUUGUCUGAGAGCAGAAGCUGGAGAAAAAAGAAAGUUUCGAUCAUUGAUGCUCCGGACAUCUCAUCUUUAAAGAACAUUGACUCAGAAGUUAGAAAACACAUCUGUACAGGCCCCCAUGCCUUCCUGCUGGUGACACCACUGGGCUUUUACACUAAGAAUGAUGAGGCAGUGCUGAGCACCAUCCAAAACAAUUUUGGAGAAAAAUUCUUUGAGUACAUGAUCAUACUUCUUACCAGGAAAGAAGAUUUAGGGGAUCAGGAUCUAGAUACGUUCUUAAGAAACAGCAAUAAAGCUCUCUAUGGUCUCAUCCAGAAGUGUAAAAACAGAUAUAGUGCCUUCAACUACCGGGCAACAGGAGAAGAAGAGCAAAGGCAGGCGGACGAGCUCCUGGAAAAAAUUGAGAGCAUGGUGCAUCAGAAUGGGAACAAGCAUUGUGUUUUCAGAGAAAAAGAAACCCUGAACAUUGUCCUUGUGGGGAGAAGCGGGACUGGGAAGAGUGCGACCGGGAACUCUAUCCUGGGGAGCCUCGUCUUCACCUCUCGGCUCCGGGCCCAGCCAGUCACCAAGACCAGCCAGAGUGGCAGGAGGACAUGGGACGGACAGGAGGUGGUGGUUGUGGACACUCCUUCCUUCAACCAGAUGCUGGAUGUCGAAAAGGACCCAUCCCGGUUAGAAGAGGAGGUCAAGCGCUGUUUGUCCUGCUGUGAAAAAGGGGACACAUUUUUUGUCCUGGUGUUCCAGCUGGGACGAUUCACUGAAGAGGACAAAACAGCUGUGGCGAAACUGGAGGCCAUCUUUGGAGCAGACUUUACGAAAUACGCGAUUAUGCUGUUCACCCGGAAGGAAGACCUAGGGGCGGGGAAUUUGGAAGACUUCAUGAAGAACUCAGAUAACAAAGCCCUUCGGCGCAUUUUUAAAAAGUGUGGGCGGCGAGUUUGUGCUUUUAACAACAAAGAAACAGGCCAGGCCCAGGAAACCCAGGUGAAAGCUCUUUUAACAAAGGUCAAUGAUCUGAGAAAAGAAAGUGGGUGGUCCGGGUAUCCCCAUACACAGGAGAACGUCAGCAAACUAAUUAAAAAUGUCCAGGAAAUGUCCCAAGCCGAAAAACUCCUUAAAAAUUUAAUAGGUAUUUUACAAUAGGUAGCCGAAGUGCCUGGGGUCUCUUCAAUUAGAGACACCCUCAGGUUGGGGGGAGGGGCGGGGCAUGGUACAACCUGUGGGAAGGGAAGCGGGUUCAUGGCUUUGAGGGCCUGAGAGGCAAAUGCAUCCCGCCUUGUGAUGUAUCAGCUAUUUGUAGAUAAAUAAAUUGCAGGUGGGGGCGAAUAGUAGGGUAUUAUAAAGGAGAAAGAAGAUACAAGGUGGGGAAAUCUGGAAAAAGAUUUCAGACAUUAGGCUGAUAAUAAGUGGUAGAAUCAAGUCACAAGAAUCACCUCACUUGUGUAGGUAGGUUGGAAUCAGGAUAGACACUGUGAUCAAGGCUGAGGCCACCUGGGAUGAGAAUAUAGAUAGUCGUACAACAACCCAGGGGAUCCAGAUACAUGAGACCAGGGCAGCGUUCAGCACACUCCUGGGCAUGGCGGAAGCAGGAAGCAGACUCCAGAGGGCCUCCCUGUUGUCCAGGGCCGUUGGCUCCCUGAGCUCUCCUGUCUCCUUUGGGAUGCGACUUAGGGCUAGAGUGUUCUUUUCUUCACACGUUAGCCAUUCCUUACGGCUCUUCACGUUCCACGCCUAGAUGUGAAGUGGGACAUAGUCUUCCAUUGCUGGCUGUCCCUGAGGAAACAGACAUGAGUCUUGGAGGUUCUGAAUGAUUUUAUUGCUAAUUAUCACAGUGACAUAGACUAGAACAGAAAUUAGAAGCAUAGUAAGAUUGCCAAAAUCAGAGAAUCUUGCAAAGUUCUGUAAUUCUAAGUGUUGUUCUAGAUUUCCUCUAGAGAAGGUUAUUAGAAUCUCCAUUGCGUUUCUCUUUCUCCUUCUCUUUCCCUUGAGGUUAGGAAACAGGUUAAAACUCAGAGAACUCCAAUAAUAAUGGUUUAAAAACAUCAGGGGCUUCCUGUAUCUCCUGUCAGGAAGCCGAGGAAUAAGCAGGCUGGGGCUGGUGGGCGUCAACAUCCCAGUUUUGUUCUAUCUUUCUGUCCCACCUGCACUGGGAUGUGGCUUCUACACUCGAAUUUGCUUCUUGGUUUCAAGACAGUGGUGUUCUUUCCAUAGCUGAGCAGAUUAUUUUGAGAGGUGGGUGAUAUGUGAGAGAGAAAUCUGGAACCUUCUUCUGGGUAGAUACAGGAUAAGAUAGAUACAGGGUAAAAUGUUGAGCACUUUGUACAUGCUUUGAGAGCAUAAUCUUUGUCAUCUGUUUUUUUCCCCUAGACAAUAUCAGGUUACCGUCAACAUUAAUCCAUUUAAAAGGACAUGGACUGUUGCCAUUAAUACUUUUGGAUUCCAUAUAACCCUUAACACAAUAACUUCUAGAAAAUGUGUGUGCCGUAGACACAAAGAAGGGAACAAUAGACACCAGGGUAUACUUGAGGGUGGAGGGUGGCAGGAGGGUGAAGAUUGAAAAGCUGCCUAUUGCGUGUUAUGCUGGUUUCCUGGGUGACAAAAUUACCUGUACACCACACCCCUGUGACACACAACUUACUCAUGUAACAAACCUGUGCAUGUACCCCUUGAACCUGAAAUAAAAAUUGGAAAGUAAAAAAAAGUGUGUAAAUAUAUUUAGUUGAAUCAAAUAAUAAAGAUGAAUCAUUAUGAAUUCA